GGACCGACAGCAUCCAGCACUUUUGUUGAUGAGAGAGGGGAUAAAGGCGGCUCUGCUUUUCAUUCAACUCAACGCUCAAUUUAAACGACACACGCUUUAAAUAUAACUUUGAAACCGGUGAAGUUUGCUCACUUGUCGCACGUGGUGCUCGGUCUGAGAGCAAGGCGAAUCUGACGUAUGUGUUUGGAUAUUUGGCGCUCGUAAAGUAGACUGUCCCUGCAGCAGCCACGUUCCACGCGAAAUAACGGUCUUUAUCUGAGGCUCGGAGUGGCGCUCAUCACGGGACGGACGCGCUUCCACUGAGAAGACAGCGAUGACCAGAAGAGCCGGAGGUCUUUGAUGGCUUUCACUUCACAGCAUGUGGCAUGUGAUCAGGGGGAAGACCUCUGAGUAGCUGGGCGGACUCACAGCGCACCCCCCUCCAGAGCAACAAGUUCUCUGAAUCUCCAGCGGUCUGUCAGGUGCAGCAGCUCAGUAGUUGUGACUCUGCUCUGAUCAAUGACAACCUGCUCUGAUGUUUGUAUGGGUCUUCCUCAUCAACUAAAGAUCUGCUCCGGUCGACUGAACGAACGACUUGACUCCAACAGAGAUACAUCUGUCUUCAGUUGACUUGUGGUCUGACUGGACUCACAUCAAAGAUCUGUCCAACCUCAGCCAAAACCACACAUGGAGGACUAUGACGUUCGCUCAGCUGCCAGCAUCCUGGCCUCAGUGAAGGAGCAGGAGGCGCGCUUUGAGCAGCUGACCCGGGCCCUGGAGGAGGAGCGGCGCAACGUCACCCUGCAGCUUGAGCGAGCCAAUCUGCCUCCCAACCCCACCACCAGCCAACCACUGGCAUGGCAGCAAAUGGUGAUGCAGGAGCAGAGCCCCAGUAACGCCACAUCUCUGGCCAUGAUGCAGGAGCCGCAGGAGGUGGUGGAGGAGACGGUCACCAUAGAGGAGGACCCCGGCACCCCCACCUCUCACGUCUCAGUGGUAACCUCUGAUGAUGGAACUACGCGGCGCACAGAGACCAAGGAUAUGUCUACUAAUGUGAAGGUCACCAAAGUGGUGAAAACCAUCACACGCCACAGGCUCCACCCAGUGACGGUGUCCCACGGCUUGUUAGUGGAUUCCAGGGCUGCCACCCACCCCCCCACUCUGGUCUCCAUCUCAGACUCCGCCCCCGCUGAGACUGACCCAGUGACUAAGAUGGUGAAGACUGUAACCACCAGGACGGUGCGACAGGUACCUCUAGGCCCUGAUGGCUUGCCCCUGCCAGAGGGAUCAUCCCCACUAGGUAGCUACACCGAUUCCAUUGACCGACGUUACAUGAAGAAUGGAAGUGAUCGCUUCAUAACGCCUCAAGCAACCUCAACCCUGACCCGCGCCUACAACAACUCCUACAACGAUUCAUACGGCGAGACACCGGAAAGCCAGUACAUCCGCCACUAUGGCCUGCACGAUGGAUACACUGAUUUGACAGAGAACUAUGGUAGUCUCUCACGCGGAGUCAAUUUCCGGCCACCGCGCUACCCCUAUAUGCCCAACAGCUACCGGCCAGAGAACAGCUACACACUGCCUAUUCGUAAGGAUGACUAUGGCCAUGUGGCACAGCCUCAGGUGCCUAUGGGGAGCAGCACUGUGGAUCUGAACCGCUCACAACCAGAACGCUUCCAGCCUGAGCCCUAUGGCCUGGAGGAUGAUCGUCGGAGCUUGGGACCUGAAGAUGAAGAGCCAUACGAACUGGAACCAGACUACUCCACUGCCAACCGCCGCACCCUGCCGGGGCCCAGCAGGGGUCGCCCUCACAGGGAGCCUCUACGGGAUGUACACAGAGUCAGAGGUUACCCAGAUGACCCAAUUGAGGCAGAACUAAUCGAUGAGCGCCACCCUUACAUCCAUGGCAUGUACUCAGCACCACUGGCUCAGCCGGAGAGGGGGAGCAUGGCAAGUCUGGACCGAAUGGGUGGCCGGCGUUCGCCUUCUAUUGACAGCAUCCGAAAAGACCCUCGCUGGCGGGACCCUGAUCUCCCAGAGGUUAUCGCCAUGCUAGGCCACCCGAUCGACCCUGUCAAGUCCAAUGCUGCUGCCUACCUGCAGCACCUGUGCUACGAAAAUGACAAGAUUAAGAAGGAUGUGCGCCAGCUAAAGGGGAUUCCAGUCCUUGUGGGGCUUUUGGAUCAUCCCAAGUCAGAAGUCCACCGCAAGGCUUGUGGAGCUCUGAGGAACAUCUCUUAUGGGAAAGACAAUGAGAACAAGGUGGCCAUCAAGAACUGUGACGGGAUCCCAGCCCUGGUCCGCCUACUCAGGAAGACCAACGACAUGGAGGUUCGAGAGCUCAUCACUGGAACCUUGUGGAAUCUGUCAUCUUAUGAGCCUCUGAAGAUGGUGAUCAUCAACCACGGCCUGCAAACCAUGACCAAUGAGGUCAUAAUCCCCCACUCGGGUUGGGAACACGAACCCAACGAGGACUCAAAGCCCCGCGAUGCGGAGUGGACCACGGUUUUCAAAAACACCUCUGGCUGUCUCAGAAAUGUGAGCUCGGAUGGGGCAGAAGCUCGGCGCAGACUGAGGGAGUGUGAGGGACUGGUGGAUGCCCUGCUGCAUGCUCUUCAGUCAGCUGUAGGGAAGAAAGAUAUGGACAACAAGUCUGUUGAGAACUGCGUUUGUAUUAUGAGGAACCUCUCCUACCACGUCCACAAAGAAGUACCAGGGGCUGAGAAGUUCCAGAAACCAUCAGCGCUCCAGGCCCCUGGAUCAGCAGGACCUCAGAGGAAGAAGAAGGAUGACGCUGGCUGCUUCGGAGGCAAAAAGGCCAAAGAGGAAUGGUUUAAUCAAGGUAGAAAGUCUGGUGAAAGUGACAAAAACUAUGACACGUUGGAUCUACCCAAGCGUACAGAGCCAUCUAAAGGCUUUGAGCUGCUGUACCAGCCAGAAGUGGUGAGGCUGUACCUUUCUCUGCUGACGGAGAGCCAGAACUACAACACCCUGGAGGCAGCAGCUGGGGCUCUGCAGAACCUCAGCGCUGGACAGUGGACUUGGUCCAACUACAUCCGAGCCACAGUGCGGAAGGAGAAAGGUCUCCCCAUUCUGGUGGAGCUGCUGCGCUCCGACUCUGAUAAGGUGGUCCGAGCUGUGGCCAUCGCCCUGCGCAACCUGUCCAUCGACCGCCGCAACAAGGAUCUGAUUGGGAGUUAUGCCAUGCGGGACUUGGUGAGCAACCUGCCCAGUGGUCAGCAGCGACCCGCCAAGAACCUGGAGGAGGACACUGUGGUCGCCAUCCUAAACACCAUUCAUGAGAUUGUUACCGACAGCUCAGAAAACGCUCGCUCUCUCGUCCAGGCCCUGGCCAUCGAGAAGCUGGUCGCCAUCAACAGGACGAGCCAAUCAGCUCGUGAAACUAAGGCCGCAUCGCACGUGUUGCAAACGGUGUGGAGCUAUAAGGAACUAAGGAAUGCUUUGACCAAGGAUGGCUGGAACAAAAGCCACUUUCAGCCCACAGUGGCGGUUACUCCUAAAGCAACCAAGAACGGCAAACCAGGUUAUGAUGACACCACUCUGCCGCUGAUGGAGAAGAAUCAAGAUGGUUACUCCACCAUUGAUCAGAGGGACAAGGACUGCAAAUAUAAAACAGAUGACGGCUCAGCGGACCUAACAGAACGGGAACCAUUAAAGAAUGACACAAAUAGGAAACACUAUAUCAGGAGUAACAGGCCUGCGGUCAGUCUGGUGGACGCGUGUGACGUUAAGCCCCAGCCUGUUGACUCCUGGGUUUAAAUGCAUGCAUGGCUUAAGCAGCAGCAGAGCAACACCCCAGCUGGACGAGGAUCUCUCAUGUCACCACUGCCAUUUCACAGGAACUCAUCUCUGGAGCUGGACUUUGUAAAAAGAGACUGAUCACAAAAACGACUACCCAGCAGCAGUCAGCAUUCAGUCAGAGAAGGUUUUUAAAGUGAGCUAAGAAAAAAAACUCUUACUACUUUGUCAUAUCUACAUUCCUGGACAUCAUGUGAAUUUUACAGUGUUGAGUCGUGACGGAGCUCUAAGACAAUCAGGAAGGAGGCUGAUGCUGGAGGCAGAGUGGGAGAAGCAACGUGAGACAGCCUGGAUUGAAAAAGAACGUGUAUUGGAUGAAAACCUGUGGAAGAAGAAGUAUUUGAGUUUUCAAAAGUGGUUUAGUGGAAUUCUGAAUGAUUUUUUUUUUGAGUGUGUUGUCGUGCUUUGAUAUCUUGACAUGAACAGGUUUGGACUGGUGUGUUUGAAGGCUACUGAAAGUUUGUUUUGGGUUUGAUGAGAUAAAUCCAGAGAAGAAAAACAAGGAAGCCGAGCCUGAGAAGAGCUGUAGCAUUGCAGAGAAACAUUUACCCCAACUGAAAAUCCAUCUGGGUUCACCGUGUUGUUUUCAAAAAACAAAAAAGAGAGUGCACUGCUUUGAAAUCAGAUGUGUGGACCAGGAAGUUAGGAGGCUGCAGGUUGUGAGUCCAUCUGGGAGCGUUUUUAUUCACGCCGCAUCUCAAGAAGAAUAUUGAGUGCAAGCAGAUCCAAAUCAAGAGAGACUUUGUGUUUUACGGUGGCCUGUAUGGGCCAAACAGAGCCGUGCUCACUCCUGUGAACACUCUGGCACGCGGCUGGUUGCUGUUUGUCGGCGUUGUGUAUUAAGAGAAUUUAAGGCAUUGUGUUUAUAAAUGAUUUCUGUUUUUGCAAAGAGAAGGAGAUUGGUUCCUUGUUUAAAGAAAAGGUCUAAAAGUUGGCUUUUAUAUAAAUGUAUAUUACAAUAAAACAAAGCAAAAAAAAAAAAUAGAAAAACUAAAGAAUAAAAAACAACAAAACACGACUUUUUAGUUGUAAAUGAAUAACACGUUGUUUGGGAAGCACAUUUCAUUUGAUAAAGACUCACCAUGUUUGUAAACCACAAAUAACCACCUGUAACUUAAACGUGUCACAUCCAGGUUCACCUAUUUAUAUUUUGUAUUUGUCAAAAAGGUUAAAGGACAGAAGUGUAGCUACCUUCUUCAUUAGGAGGGUGGGUUUGUGUUCAACUGCUCCUGCAUCACUAACAGUAGACUUUUGGGGGGGAAUGGGGGUGACGUAUGUUUUUUCUCCUCGUGCACUUACAGAACAUUUAAUCACCACAACCCCACCUUCUCUGCUGCAUCUUUAACGCCGUUAAGUCGUGAGCAUGAAGAAAAUCUUUACAGAUGUUUAUAUUCUAUGUUUCUUUCCAAGUGCCAGUUUUUUUCGUGGUGUCAUUGAAUACGAGCUAAUUCAUUCAUGUGCAGGGGUGGCUGAUGGAUGUGGGUGGAGACUCAAGCACUGAAGCAUCAUGGGUGGUCUCAUAGUAUAUAUUUUUACAGUGGGUGAAGGGCGGGAUGUUGGGAUGCAUCAUGACAUUCCCGUUGGAGAGGAUCUGACCCGGCUUGGUUCCACUCGUGCAUCUACCACUCGAGGCGAACGGCAUGUGCCUGCGUUGAAGUCCGAUUUUCGUUUCUCUUUGUGACGUAUGUGACUUUGUAAAGCUUGCAUAUUUUACGGUGUUUACAAAGAUGUACGUUGUGGUUAAAACUCAAUCAACUAUGAACAUGAAAAAGUUACUGUUUAUUAACUUCAGAUUUCUAAAGAUGGGUCAAAAGUGUCGUAACACCCAGCAUCCCUUUUGUGUGUCCUGGACAUCGACGCGUGUGACUGUCUCUCUAAAAUGCACUACGCCGUACCACAACCAAAGGAUCUGGAGUUGUGUUCACAUGAAUUCAGAAUAAAACCGACGUCUUGGUUUUUGUGGAUGUGCAGAACCAAGAACCUCACAACUGUGCUGUAAAAUACCCGGACACACAUGGAAUCAAACAAACCUACCUGUGUAGACAGGACUGAUUCAAGACCGUCAAACUAAAGUAACUGAGUAGCAGAUGUGUUUGUACCUAUCAUGUGCCUUAAUCUUUUCCAUGGUAGAUCAAGAUAAAUGUGUUUUAUAUAACUCCAUUCCACCCCCUCGACUGUCUGUUCGCCUCCCCUCCCCUCCUCCUCCUCCUUCCCCAUCAAUGUCACACUUUGCCCCCACCCCCUAUGUAGUUUAGACUGUUGGCAGGUUUCUGCUUUAUUACAUUGUAUUAUAAACUUUUAAGGAGGUAGUCAUUUGAGAAAUGGGUUUGAUUUUUUAGAGGAGUGAGGUGUUAAUGCUUUCGUAGCGAGCAGAAGCAAUGCCGCAGUGACAGAAUGUACUAUGUUAAAUUUACUAAUACCCAGAGGCAAAUAUUACGCUUGUUAAACAUAAUGGAAAAAUACCGGUUUGUAGAGUAUACAUUUGGUGUGUUUUCAAUAAAUCAUGCCUGGAAAGAA
This is a messenger RNA of Nothobranchius furzeri (turquoise killifish), 6315 nucleotides long. Lineage: Eukaryota; Metazoa; Chordata; Actinopteri; Cyprinodontiformes; Nothobranchiidae. The record is from RefSeq and is a predicted model, not a curated record.